Exophiala viscosa is the source of this 2446-nucleotide messenger RNA. RefSeq lists its product as uncharacterized. Bases 128 to 2158 code for a protein of 676 amino acids. The record is from RefSeq and is a predicted model, not a curated record. Gene Ontology annotation, molecular function: GTPase activity; GTP binding. Gene Ontology annotation, cellular component: cytosol. Gene Ontology annotation, biological process: ribosomal subunit export from nucleus. Lineage: Eukaryota; Fungi; Ascomycota; Eurotiomycetes; Chaetothyriales; Herpotrichiellaceae. The transcript has a single exon.
AUGACGUCCCCAGCGGCCCUGAAACUUCUUUACUUCCACCCACCCACUCAUUGAGGCCUCUCACGACCUCAAAUUGUACCACGAAUUUAUCGCCUAUUGUAUCUGGAUAUCCCAUCAGUCCGUCAAGAUGGUUUUAGCCAAGAGCAAGAACAGCGUCGGGCUGGGCAACAGCCUGAUGAACGAUCGUUUCGGCAAAGGCAAGGGCGCAGACAGGAAGAAAGUGUCGGCGCAAGGCAUUCUUCGAACCGACAAAUCGACCGGACAAACCUACGUUACCAAUGCAGCGCAGGAGGCGUCAUGGGUCAAGAUGCGCAGUGUCACAGAACAAGGGGCUCUCGACGAGUUUCUGUCUACCGCAGAACUGGCUGGCACAGAUUUCACGGCCGAGAAGAUGAACAAUGUCAAGAUCAUACACACCGACCAGAAGAAUCCAUAUUUGCUGAGUGCGGCUGAAGAGAGAGGCGCUAGGAGGAAGCAUGCACAGAACCGAAAUAGAUUGACCGUGCCACGCAGACCGAAAUGGGAUGAAAGCACAACGCCACAACAAUUGGACAACCAAGAGAGAGCCAGUUUGCUAGACUGGAGACGGGGCCUCGCCGAAUUGCAAGAGAACGAUGAUCUUCUCAUGACACCAUUUGAGCGCAACAUCGAAGUAUGGAGACAACUAUGGCGAGUCAUCGAAAGAUCAGAUUUGGUCGUGCAGAUUGUCGAUGCCAGAAAUCCGCUGCUGUUCCGAAGUGAGGAUCUUGAAAAAUACGUGAAGGAGGUCCACCCUGAGAAGAGGAACUUACUGCUUGUCAACAAGGCGGAUAUGAUGACUGAGGAGCAGCGGAAGGUUUGGGCCGAGUAUUUCAAUGAGCAAGGCAUAAACUACAAGUUUUUCUCCGCUCAUCUGGCAAAAGAGAUGAACGAAGGGCGCGACGCCCUUGAGGAACUCGAUGCGCGCCAGAUUCAGCAGCAAAUGGACAGAAACAUGCCACAAAAGACCAUGGUCAACAACCUCCAAGACCUUAACCUCAAAGAACAAGAGGAAGAAGAGUGGUCCGAUGAAGAGGAUGAAGAGGCCGGUGAGGAUGAAGACGAGGAUGAGGAGGAAGUAAUCGAGGAGGCGGAAGGGUCGGAAAUCGAGCACGAAGAGCAAUCGCCCGAAGAUACUCGGAUUCUAACGGUGGACGAGCUUGAAGCUUUGUUUUUGGAGAACAUUCCGGAAGAUAGCACCAAAGACCGGAAGACCACCAUCGGUCUGGUCGGCUACCCUAACGUCGGAAAGUCGUCAACUAUCAACGCUUUGAUCGGUGCGAAGAAGGUCAGUGUGUCAUCCACACCCGGCAAGACCAAGCAUUUUCAGACGAUACAUUUGUCGGACAGUGUUAUCCUAUGCGAUUGUCCCGGGCUGGUGUUUCCCAACUUCGCCACUACCAAGGCCGAAUUAGUAUGCAAUGGCAUCCUACCGAUCGAUCAACUACGAGAGUUCACGGGACCAGCUGGACUCGUUGCUUCAAGAAUACCACAGGCAUUCCUGGAGAAUGUGUACGGCAUGAAGAUCGUGACGAGACCGGUCGAGGAAGGUGGUACAGGGACACCAACCGCUCCAGAGAUACUCAGAGCCUAUGCCAAAGCCCGUGGGUUCACUACCACAGGCCACAGUGGACCAGACGAGUCCCGCGCAGCACGGUACAUCUUGAAAGACUAUGUCACAGGCAAAUUACUGUUCUGUCAUCCACCUCCACACGAGCCGGAAAUUGAUGGAAACGAGUUCAAUGAGGCUUUGUAUGACUUUGCGCAUCUGCCUGCGAAGCGACAGGCUUGGCUGAUCGCCCACAAUGACGAGGCCACUGUCGAUGGCGAGACUGAAUCACAGGCGGCAUUACCGGUGCGGCCAUUAGGAAAGGGGAAACGAUCGAAGCAGCUUGACAAGAGGUUCUUUGGUCCGGGUUCGAGCAGUGCAGGACACCUGAGUAUGCCGUUCAAUCACCAAUAUACAGAGCAGGGAAUACAGCAGAAGGAGCUUACUGGACGAAAGGCGCGGACAAUGGUGGCUCUGGAAAAGAACAUUGACCCUGCUGAGGUGAGGUUGAACAGCAAGAAGCAUUUCAAGGGUGCACGGACGAAGGCUCGCACUGCGAGAGAGGCCGCGGCUGAAAAAGAUGAUGAUUAAAUGCCAGUCUGGGGGUGAUAUGCCCUUGAGUCACUCAUCGAGACUCAGUGGGAGACACUGCGAAGGGUGACAUCGGAUCAAUGUAUCUUCGACAGCUGCUCAUCGAGCAUACUGUGCCUAGUGAUGGAGUUCAAGCAAGCACAGCAUAGUGUCCCAAUCAAGACCAGGCCGCAAUGUCUCACUUGCUUUCUGACCCUCACCAUUCCUUGCGGUGGCGGCCGCCGCACACACGCUGACCCUCUCACGCCAUCUACUUCACCUCUCUUGUAUCUGGCGCCCUCCAGCCUU